This is a messenger RNA of Lathyrus sativus (Indian pea), 951 nucleotides long. NCBI's taxonomy places the organism in Eukaryota, Viridiplantae, Streptophyta, Magnoliopsida, Fabales, Fabaceae. The record is from the annotation of a GenBank genome assembly.
AUGGGUAAAGCUCCUUGUUGUGAGAAACAUGGAGUGAGAAGAGGAGCUUGGACUCCUGAGGAAGAUCAAGCUUUAGCUGACUAUAUCAACAAACAUGGCCAUGGAAGUUGGCGUACACUCCCUAAGCAUGCAGGUCUUUUAAGAUGUGGAAAAAGUUGUCGGCUUCGUUGGAUAAACUAUCUUCGUCCUGGCAUCAAGCGUGGACCAUUUACGAAUGAAGAAGAAACUACUAUUAUUCAACUUCAUACAAUGCUUGGCAACAGGUGGGCUGCUAUAGCAUCGCAGCUACCAGGAAGAACAGACAACGAGAUCAAGAACUAUUGGAACACACAUCUAAAGAAGCGCGUCCCUCGGUCACUAGGGGAAAAACAUUCAUGUCUUAAUUCUGAUAGGAAUGUCCAGUCGAAUGCUCCUUCAACGAAUCACAUGGUACAAUGGGAAAGUGCGAGGGUUGAGGCAGAGGCAAGAUUGUCGAUUGAAUCCACAUUACACAAUUCAGGCUCUACGACGAAAACAUGUCCGGAUUACUUUCUUAAACUUUGGAAUUCUGAUGUUGGUCAGUCCUUUCGUAUGAUCAAGGGAAAGGAGGAACUGGCGUCCCAUAGUCUAGUCUCCCAAGCAUCGGCCUCAUCACUAUCGUCGGCGAAGUUAGACGAGUCAUGUUCAGAUGUCUCGUCGCAGGUGAAAAACACGCAAAGCCUUAAAGUGUCAACAACUCCAAAGCUUGAAAUUGCCAACAUGAAUCAGGAACAAAACAUGCCUCGCAAACAAACAUUAAGCAGCUAUAAACCAAAGCUUGGAGACGAUAGAGCUGGUUCAGAUUCAGGAAAUUAUGAAUUUCUUGAUACUUCUGAUUCUGCACUUAAGCACCUGUUACAUAUGCCUGAUGAUAUUGAAUUCUUGGGACACACUGACAAUUUCUUGAAUAUCCUUGAUGGUAGAUAUGACUAA